ACUCCACUCGCGUUCGCAUCGCAUACCGAUCGACCCCGGCAUGUGUGCUGUGUAAAUUUCUCGAACCCGUAUACAUCAUCAGAUAGAAGCUUAAAAAACGAUGAAUCCUUGCAAGAAUUAUUAGUAUUCACACCGUAACAUAAAACUAUCCGAGUCACUGGUGGUAAUAUAGUGAAUUCAUCAACCGCAGACGUAGCUAAAGCCUAAAUUCGAAAUGGCAAAUUGCCUCCGAAGAAGUGUUUGUUCACCUUUUGCCUCGACGAUUGGACGCUUUUUCAACACACACCGAACGGUUGCAUCAGCAGCGCUAGCAACCGAAUGCCGUCGGCCUGUUCCGGUGUGUCCUUUCCCUAGCUACAAACCGCUUGUAGUGGAACCGAUGGUUAAAACUCCUGUUAAUCUUACCGGCCAAGCGCCAGUAGCUUUUGAGGUUUACAGCAGUAAUUUAGAACCGCCGCAGCUGGCAGCCACGGAACGGUUCCAGGCGAGCCCAAACGAUCAGAAGGAAAGUAACCCUCAAACGGAUGGCAACGGACCCUCGGAGGCUCAGCUGCAGCGGGUGUUUGAUACACUCGCUAAUACACUACCAAAACUAUUUAUUCAACCGUUGGAUUAUUCCAUCUACAAUCCUAACUUAAUUUUCGAGAAUAAUAUUCGCGGCAUGCGGACAGAAGGAUUGUACCAUUAUGUAAAGCAGAUUGCCCUGCUGCGGACGGUCGGGCACCUGAAAUAUGCCUACGUGACACUGGAGGUGCUAAAAAUAACCAAACAUCCGGAGGAUAACACUAUUAAGGUACGAUGGCGGAUAAAGGGCAUCAGCGCCCUGAAGGUCAUGUUUCAGUUCUGGAAGUACAAACUCUGGAAGCUGAAGGAAAUUUUCGAAACCACAGAAGCGUGGUACGAUGGUUUCUCGGUAUUUCACGUUGGUCCCGAUGGGCAGGUGUGGAAACACGUGGCGGAUAAGAUGAUGCCGGAUGACGAUAAGGUGAUUGUUCCGCCUAAAGCUGUUGUUUCUCCCAAACUGGCCCUGUUUGUGGGGCUAACGGUUGAGAUUAGUCCCAUCGUGAGUUGCGUCAAUUGACGGUGCGUGGCUUUCUCCGGCUAGGUUGUAUUAUAGUUUAUUCUGGCCGAUUUGUAGUCACGUUAUAUUGUUACGAGCUUAUGUGCACCUUCGCUACUUAAGGCCAGCGUUCUUGUGUCGUUCGAUUCGGGGUGUCAGUCGUCGAUUGAUUGAUUGUUUUUUAGCUGCGAGUUUGAAGGAGUGAUGAAAGAUAACAAACAGACAUUUGCAUUCACGGUGCAAAUUUAAAUAUACUCGGAACCUAAAUCAAAA
This is a messenger RNA of Wyeomyia smithii (pitcher-plant mosquito), 1333 nucleotides long. RefSeq lists its product as uncharacterized. The record is from RefSeq and is a predicted model, not a curated record. Bases 215 to 1081 code for a protein of 288 amino acids. NCBI's taxonomy places the organism in Eukaryota, Metazoa, Arthropoda, Insecta, Diptera, Culicidae. The transcript has 6 exons.